AUGGAAAGGUUAUUGACUCCUUUUUUCUUUCUGAAGAAAAAGGAGACAAAGAGAAUUGACUGGGUAGAGCCUUUUACAGCAUUUGUUUCAAGAGUAUACGGAAACAGUAUUGACAUAGACGAUGAGAUCAAAAGCUUCAACACUUUACGCGAUAAUAUGUUAGGAGCAGACGAUGCCAGCUCUGGAAAGAAUGUGAUUUACAGUUACUACGGACAAUUGGACUACUUGUCGUUUCGAUUUCCCACUGGAGGAAAUGGAAUAAACAUUAUCUUUGAAUGGAAUGAUAGUUUAUCCAAAGGUGAUUUAUGGUACAAACAGUCCUCCUUAGCAUUUGAACGUGCUUGCGUUUUAUUUAACCUCGCUGGUUUACUUUCAAGAUUAGCUGCAACUCAUGCUACUCGUCAUACCGUUCAGGAUUACAAGCAAGCGGCAAACUAUCUGCAAUGCGCUUCUGGUAUCUUUAAGAUGAUUCGCGAAUCUUUUUUACACGCUCCUGGAGAUGAUUUUGAAUCACAGUUUCUGCUAGGAGUACAUCACUUACUCCUUGCACAGGCUCAAGAGUGUGUACUUGGUCACAUGUCGAUGUCUAAAAUGAGUAUGUCUCUUGCAGCAAAGAUAGCUGCCAGUGCUGCUAAUUUAUAUGAGUCUUCUCUGCGUUCUUUUGAAUCUAUGGAUUCAUCUCCAAAUGCAUUUUUCGUUUCUUUAUCAUCUGCGAAGCAUCAGACUUUAGAAGGUUUAUCUUGUUAUUUAAUGGCUGAGAGCUGUAAACAAGAUUCAAAAUAUGGGCUUGCUAUUGGCUUUUAUAAUAAAGCUAAAUCCAUGCUUCAGGCUGGCCAAAAAUCGUUUUCAUGGAUAAAAGCAGAUUCCAGUUUCAUACAUAAACAAAGUACUACUGAGUACACGGAUUCUCUUUCAAAAUUUAUAAAGGAAAACUUACGAGGAUCAAUUACUAGCACAGAAAAGGAUAAUGAUUUUGUUUAUCAUGAACCCGUCAUUCGGGAAGCAGAACUUCCACAUAUUCAACCUUUACAAGCGCUCCCUUAUCUUACUUUAGACAAGUUAUAUAAUGGAAAGGAAACCGCAAAAUCUGUAAUUGGCGAAGAUUUAUUUAAAGCAUUUGUACCUACUGCCGUUACUACUGCCAUUUCCUUAUAUUCUGAAGAAACGGCGAAGCUUUUUCGAUCUGAACAGGAGGAAGUUGAACGGCAGAAUACACAGCUAGCAACCGUUUUUGCUACGUUAGAUAUUGAGCAUCUACAAGAACUGACACGUUCAGAUUCUGGUUCUUCUGCUUUACCUAAGGAGUUGGCAGAUGCCAGAACGAAGAUACUCAAUCAACAGUUUCCAGAGAAAUUUCAUAUGUUGAAAGAGAUACCAGUCCAACUAAAACGGAAUUUAACUCAAUUGGAAUCUGAGUUGGAUAAAGAGAGUCUGGAGAAUUCGAAAAUGAACUCUCGGUUUGGUACGGCCUGGACAUUAUCACCUAGCCAGGUUUUCGCGGCACCUUAUCGUCAACAAAUUCAUUCUUUUUUUCAGGACCUGGAAAAAGCUGCUUCUAUAGAUAAAGCUAUUUUUCAACAAUACCAGUCGAUCAAGGAAGAUAUUGAGACGCUUUGUGACAGUAAUAAGAUAGACGCUCUUUUUGGAUCAGCUAUGGUUUCUUUAAUGGAAAGCCCCAAUGUGCCAAAUUUGUUAGAUCUACCGGAUGACAAUAUAGAGCUGGAAAGAGAGAUGAAGAUUCAGUUAGAUUUACUAGAAGAGCUCCAGGCCAGGGUACAAAAACUUGUCCCACAUCGUGAAGCUACCCUCAAGACACUACAAGAAAAGUGUUUACAUGAUGAUGUAUCUGAAGCAUUGAUGCAAAACACGAACAAGGCUGAGAGUUCUAUAUCUAUGGAACAGCUUUUCGCCCAACAAUUAAAGAAAUUUGAUCCUUUGCGAAAUCGUUUGCACGGAUCUUAUCGCCAACAACAAUUACUCGUAGGAGAAAUGAGAAAUGCUGUUCAAAAAUUGAAGCGGAAUCCUAAUUUUAAUAGGAAAUUGGAUAUUUAUAAUCAAUCGUUUACAAAAAACAAAGAUGUAUCCGUUCGACUCCUUUCGUCAGCAAUCACUGCAAAUGCGAUUGCUGAAGGCAUUUCAAAUGGAUCAAAUUACUAUCGUUCUCUCGAACUGAAAUUAGAAGAAUUUGAGUCACAAUUGAAAAAGAGAUUAUUGAGUAGAAGAAAGGAAGGAGCUCAAUGUUUAGCAAACAUGAAUUCUGCUGAUAACCAUUCUAACUUGUCUUCCAACAUGCGAAACCUUCAUCUCUAA
Schizosaccharomyces octosporus yFS286 is the source of this 2310-nucleotide messenger RNA. RefSeq names its product rhophilin-2. The record is from RefSeq and is a predicted model, not a curated record. Gene Ontology annotation, cellular component: endosome. Gene Ontology annotation, molecular function: protein binding. The transcript has a single exon. Gene Ontology annotation, biological process: protein transport to vacuole involved in ubiquitin-dependent protein catabolic process via the multivesicular body sorting pathway. Lineage: Eukaryota; Fungi; Ascomycota; Schizosaccharomycetes; Schizosaccharomycetales; Schizosaccharomycetaceae. Bases 1 to 2310 code for a protein of 769 amino acids.